Molecule: messenger RNA, 2061 nt
Organism: Ramularia collo-cygni
Lineage: Eukaryota; Fungi; Ascomycota; Dothideomycetes; Mycosphaerellales; Mycosphaerellaceae
Product: related to disulfide isomerase
Exons: 2
Coding region: 1-2061 (686 amino acids)
Cellular component (GO): endoplasmic reticulum
Molecular function (GO): protein disulfide isomerase activity
Source: RefSeq, a predicted model, not a curated record
AUGCGCCUCACGUCCAUCCUGUCCCUGGCUCUCCCGAUCUUAUCCCUGGCCUCAGAUCACCAUCGACUAGUAAAGAGGGACGAGAUAGUGUCUGCAGGUGGAAAGCUAGAUGGCGAUCUCUCCACCACCACGGACGGCGGCGCAAGCGAAGGCACGGUGUUCAACGGCAAGCGCUCGGGAUACUGGCUGGUUGAGUUCUUCAGCCCGUACUGCCAUCACUGCAAGCAGUUCGCACCGACAUGGCAGACCAAUUACGAAUUCUACUAUACAUCCGAGCCUGUACCUCAAACGACGGGGUCUGGAGAAAGCCACGAUGACAUGAACAGCUUCACACGCUUCUACGACUUCAAAUUCGCCAAGGUGGACUGCGUCGCAAAUGGCGAUGCGUGUAAUGCAAAGAAGAUUGGCUCGUUCCCCACAGUCGUGUUGUUCAAGGAUGGCGUGGAGGUCGAUAACGUAGUAGGUGGAGUUAGCAUGGAGGCGUUGAGUCAACGAGUGGAAAAGGUGCUGGAGACAAUUCGGCCAGGAUCCAGACCGCAGGAUGGAUUAAAGCUACCCAAAGUGGGAGACAAGGCUGUUGAUAUUACUUCUCCGACCCUACCACCAGCUGCAACAGCGCCUGCAGCUGCGCCCAAAACAUCAAAACCCAAGGUUUCGCCCAACCCGGACGGAAAAUCAGUUGUCUUAGUACCCGACACCUUCGAGUCAAAAGUUACCCGCACACGACAGCCUUGGUUCAUUAAGUUCUACGCGCCCUGGUGUCAUCAUUGUCAGGCAAUGGCUCCCAAUUGGCAGGGCAUGGCUCGUCAGAUGGAGAACAAGCUCAAUGUUGGAGAAGUGAAUUGCGAGGCUGAAAAGACACUCUGCAAAGACAUGAAGAUUCGCAGCUAUCCUACGAUCCUUUACUUCCGCGGUGGUGAGCGCAUUGAGUACGACGGACUUCGUGGUCUGGGCGAUCUUUUGAGCUUCGCAAACAAAGCUGUGGCCGCGGCAGAAGGUGUCGUGGAUGUGACAGCCAGUUCUUUUGAGGCUCUUGAGAAAAAGGAGGAGGUCAUUUUCCUGUACUUCUACGACCAGGCUACUACUAGUGAGGAUUUUGCCGCGUUGGAACGCCUCGUACUGAAUCUUGUCGGUCACGCUAAGCUCGUAAAGACCAAGGAUCCGGCGCUGAGCGAACGGUUCAAGAUCUCUACAUGGCCACGAUUGCUCGUCUCGAGAGAUGGAAAGGCAUCAUACUACAAUGGACUCUCACCUCGCGAAAUGCGCGAUGCCAGAAGAGUGCUGGAGUGGAUGCAAAGCGUCUGGUUGCCUAUCGUACCGGAGGUGACAGCAGGGAAUGCGAGGGAGGUUAUGGAUGGCAAGCUGGUUGUGCUGGCCAUCUUGAACCGAGAGAGGAAAGAGGAAUUCCUCAGCGCGAAACGAGAGAUCAAGAACGCUGCGUUGGAGUGGAUCGAUAAGCAGACCCAGGCUUUCCAGCUUGAAAGACAGGAACUACGGGAUGCCAAGCAAUUACGAAUUGAGGAGGCCGAGGAUCGCAACGAUCAGCGCGCGUUGCGUGCUGCAAAACAGAUUCGCAUCAACAUGGACGACAUAGAAAGAAGAGAGGUUGGAUUUGCGUGGGUUGACGGUGUCUUUUGGGAGCGAUGGGUCAAGACUACCUUUGGCAUCUCCGUUCUUGAUGGCGAAAAAGUUGUGGUAAACGACGAGCGGAAUCACAGGUAUUGGGAUGUCACGAUGACAGGGAACCCAAUUGUACCGAGUCGAACGAGUAUCUUGGAGACCCUCCCAAGGAUUGUGGCAAAUCCACCAAAAAUUCAGCCCAAGAGGACGACGAAUGCGUUAGGGCACUUAUGGUGGGUUCUCAAGGGCUUGGUUGUUGAGCAUCCGGUCGUGAGUCUCGCAAUGGCUCUAGGUAUGUGUGGAAUUGCUGGAUGGUAUGGUCGAAGGCAUGUAAGGAAUGUAGUGCCCGGAGUGGGAGGCGGGUACAUCAAGUUGGGAGAGAAGGGUGGGAUGGAUGGCCUACUGGGAGGCAACUCCGGUGGUCAGGGAAAGGUGGAUUGA